Messenger RNA from Pecten maximus, 1845 nucleotides. Its product is annotated as tRNA dimethylallyltransferase-like. Lineage: Eukaryota; Metazoa; Mollusca; Bivalvia; Pectinida; Pectinidae. Gene Ontology annotation, molecular function: tRNA dimethylallyltransferase activity. Gene Ontology annotation, biological process: tRNA modification. Gene Ontology annotation, cellular component: mitochondrion. The record is from RefSeq and is a predicted model, not a curated record.
GACAUUGAGAAGGCAAUUAAGGAGAGUCAAAGUCCCGCCAAACGACAGAAGGUUUCCCAGGCUGACCCACCUGUAGAUUUGUCAGGAAAAACAGGGUUAUCUCCCCUUCAUUCAGAUAAUUCAGAGGACAGGGUAGAGGGAUCAUCACGUCUCCAUAGUAACCAGGAUACAGAUGGAAGCUCAGGAUCUGGUGAAGAUAUUGAAGAACGUGAUACAAAAACGGGGACAAAUGCGAUUAAAAGAAGACUUCAUGAAUACGGAGACGGGAUGUUGUCGGAUCAGGAGAAGUACCAUGGGAUAGAGUCAGAUGUAUUGUACGCACGUCUGAAGGAGGUGGACCCCGAAAUGGCACUGACCCUUCAUCCUAACAAUCGACGCAAGGUCAUCAGGGCGCUUGAGAUGUAUGACACCCACAAUGUGACCUUGAGCAGUGUGUAUAGGGCCCAGAGGAGCCAGCUGUCUAACCAGGCCCCGAGUGGCCCCCUAAGGUUCCACCACACCUGUGUCUUCUGGCUUCAGAGUGACCUUCCAGAGCUUGGCAAGAGGACUGACCGGCGAGUGGACACAAUGAUAGAACGUGGCCUGGUGGACGAGUUACAGGACUUCCAUCAACAGUAUAACGCUGACCGCUUAAAGGAGGAAAGUGUGCCGGACUACACACAUGGGAUAUUCCAGAGUAUCGGCUUCAAGGAAUUCCACAACUUCCUCAUAUUGUCAAAGGAGGAGCAAACCACAGACAAAGGGAAGCAACUCUUUAAAGAAGGGGUAGAAAAUCUCAAGAAAAGAACGCGCGCCUACGCCAAGUAUCAGGUGAAGCACAUCCGCAACAGAUACAUCAGACGCCGAGGCGCUAACACAUUACCUGUAUAUGGACUGGAUGUCUCUGAUGUCUCUCAAUGGGAGGACCGUGUGAAAACACCAGCUGUGGAUGUACUAACGGAUAUUUUACAGGGGAGAGAACCCCGUCAUGCCCCGAUCCCUUCAGAAGAGACUGAUAACUACCUUGUACAUGAAGUCUGUGACAUCUGUAAUGAUGGUCGCAUGUUCUACACGUCAGAUGAGUGGAACCGUCAUCUCAAAAGUAAGAGGCACGAAAGAAGGAAAUAUAGACUUAAAAAAGAACAAGCUAAUUUAUUGAAAAGAACUGAAGCAAAGGAAAAGGCUGCCUCUGGUGAUGCUUCUCAAGCCGGGGUAAAGGGGGAUAACUCUCAUCUGGAAGACAGUGUCAUAGGUGAUUUUGAAACAAUGGAAGACAAUGACAUUACAUCAGGCAAUGUCAGUUUCCGCGAUUCACCAACAAAUGACUGUGAACUGAGAAAUGACAUUGAUACAUCAGCUAAUGUCACCAUGUCACAUGAUGUCAAUGAAGAUAAUGAUUUAAAGGGAAGCAACUCCACGAUGUCGGGAAGUAAUGUCAACGAGUCACCUGAUACAAACCAUGAAAGGGGAGAUAACUCUCCUAAAUCCAAGGAUGUCGGUUAAAAUUGAUUUAAAGAAAAUUGUUACAAUGAGGAUUUAGCUUAGUUCCAAAAAUAUUUCAAUAUGACCGGUGUUUAAAAAGAAAAUGAUAAGAAGUCUGUUUUGAUUCUGUAGACUAAUAGCUAGCAGAUAAGCUUUCUGUAACAGAAUAUUCCUACGCGGGAAGUUCGGAGCAUGGGUAUAAACAUUCCGCUCUCGUUGUCAACAUGAUCUAAGUUUCGGAAUGUUUCACAAAUUGUUAUUUGUGGAAGUUGAAACUACCAAGACAAUUAAGAACUAUUGGUUCUUUGCUUUUUCUAACUCGAUUUCUUAUCUGUCAUUUUGUGAUUAAAGAAUAUUAAAGAAAUGUUAACACAAUUAUAUUGA